Molecule: messenger RNA, 735 nt
Organism: Trichomonas vaginalis G3
Lineage: Eukaryota; Parabasalia; Trichomonadida; Trichomonadidae
Product: Apolipoprotein A-I family
Exons: 1
Coding region: 1-735 (244 amino acids)
Source: RefSeq, a predicted model, not a curated record
AUGAGUGAGAACAGCUGUCCUAACUCAGAGACUAAAAAGACACCAACAAAGAUAUCAAUUGAAGAAAGACUGAAGCGUGAUGAAAUUGAGCUUAAUAGCCAGAAAGAACAAAAUAAGAUUUGCAAUGAAUACAUUGCCAAAUUCGAAGCUGAUGUAAUUGCACUUCAAGCAAAGCUUGAAAAGGAAAAAGAGAAUACAAAUGCAAGAAUUCAAAAGCUUAAAGACGAGUUAAAUGCUCAAAUUUGUCAAAUAAUUGAUCAAACAAGAGAGAGUGUUGAAAUUGAAUCCAAAGUUCCUCUCUUCGAUGUUGAAAAGUUGAAAGUUGUUAAAGGAAAUACAAGUUCAAUUAAAAACGCUUUAUCUUCAAUCAGUGAAGAUUUCAAGAAUGAGUUUCAGAGCUUCUUGAAAGAAUUUACAGCUACUAAAGACUCUACAAAGCAGGUUCUUAUGAAAUUUACCGCUCAAAAAUAUAGCGAAACAGAAGAAUCUACGAAGAAUGACAACGCAAGAUUACAAAAAGAGAUUAUAUCAAGUGCGUCAGAACUAAGUCGUCAGGUAAGUAAAUUAUCUAAGGUUGAAAUAUCACAGUCAUCUCCGUCAUACAUGGAAAAAUCUGUCAAAGAAAAAGUUUAUGUAGAUUCAGCUACAGAUGCUCAUGAAGUUCCUGAAAAAGUCGUACGACUCAGUAGCUUUGCUGCUAAAUGGAUGCUCCAAUAUCAAGAAUUCUUAUCAUGA